This is a messenger RNA of Sphaeramia orbicularis (orbiculate cardinalfish), 2821 nucleotides long. It is a transcript of the gene xkrx, whose product is annotated as XK related X-linked. Lineage: Eukaryota; Metazoa; Chordata; Actinopteri; Kurtiformes; Apogonidae. The coding region runs from base 507 to 1985 and encodes 492 amino acids. Gene Ontology annotation, cellular component: membrane. The record is from RefSeq and is a predicted model, not a curated record. The transcript is spliced from 3 exons.
GACUUGACGCAGCUCCAGCUCUGACUGAAAACCCCGAAAGCGCAACCUGCUCCAGUAUGCCGACACGGAGACACCCAGAGCUCCAGCAACAGCCGCCCCUCGUCUCCCUCAAAUACCCCAUGAACCCUCCGUGUGUCUCAGACCAAAGUCCACACGCGUGUUCCGUCCUCAGGCUGCGGAUCCGCUCCAGGUUCGGACGACGAUCACCGGCUGGGUUUUAUUCUGAAGCGACGGCGUGACGCGGCUGAAGUUUGGCGAACAACAGGGCUGAUCACUGCGGACACAGAGGCAUCACAGGGCGGUAUAAGGCCACGCACGGAAAAUAGAACAGUCCGUGGGAGGCGGUAGUGGAACAGUGGAGCAGUAAAGUAGGAAAGCCGAACAAAAUGUAGACCGGUCCGUGCGUAACUUGGUGGAAAGUUGGCAGAGAUGGCGCAUGAAAGCUGCUGAUUUCUACUCCGGAUCCGUGCGCUUCUGGAGUGGACUUGUGCAAUCUUACUAAAAUAAUGUGUGAAGUGGCCAUGGAGAGGCAGGAGCCAGAGGGGGAUAUCUCGGACAUUGACCCUCAGGAGUGCGCGUCCGCGGCGGAGAACGGCGUCAUGUUGGUGGUCCAUCACAGCCGGGUCCAUGCGCCCCUCAGUGUGGUCCUCACCACCCUCCUCUACCUCGCAGAGUUCAUCACCGCCGCCGUCCUCUGCAGCAUGUACCACAAAAGCGAGGACAAAAUCUGGAUGGGAUUCACCAUCGCUUUUGUGUUGGUUCCAGCCGUGCUCAUCCAGCUGGCACUGACCUUCAUCCACAGGGAUCUGGGUCGGGACCGGCCCCUGGUUCUGUUCCUGCACCUACUGCUGCUGGGACCAGUCAUCAGGUGUGUGGAGGCCUUGGUCAUGUAUUUCAAAGCUGGUAAAAAGGAGGAGCCUUACGUCACCAUUUCCAGGAGGAUCAGUCUGAAGAAGGGACAAGGGACGCAAAUGGAGUGGGAAAUUGGCCAAUCAGAGCGCAACCUGGCAGCUCACAGGAACGCCUUCAAACGCAUGGCGGUCAUCCAAGCUUUUCUGGGCUCCACCCCACAACUGACACUCCAGCUGUACGCCACCAUCCAGGAGAAAUACAUCCUUCCCAUAAGAUUGGCUCUAAUGAUCAUCACUCUCAUCUCCAUCACGUACGGGGCCCUCGUGUGCAGCGUCCUGGCGAUCCAGAUCAGAUAUGAUGACUACAAGGUGCGGUUGCGUCCGGCUGCCUACCUCUGUAUGAUUGUGUGGAGAGGUUUGGAGAUUGCCACCCGGGUCACGGCUCUGGUCCUCUUCAGCACUGCCCUCACCCACUGGGUGAUACUUGUCGGCUUAGCAAACCUUCUCUUCUUCUUCUUCCUCCCCUGGGCUGAGUUCUGGGCCAGGAAAGGUUCUCUGACUGAGAAUGUGGAGAAGAACUUCUCUAAGAUGGGCACUGUCAUUGUGCUGUGCAUGUUCACGCUGCUCUACGCCUGCAUCAACAUCUUCUGCUGGUCGGCGGUGCAGCUGGACCUCACCCAUCGGGACCUCAUAGAAAAGAAGCAGCGCUGGGACAGGCUGGCUCUUUACUACUCUGGACGCUUUGUGGAGAACUUCCUCCUCAUCACGCUCUGGUACUUCUUCAAGUCGGACUUCUACGAGUAUGUGUGUGCGCCGCUGUUGGCCGUUCAGCUGCUGAUCUGCUACAGCCUAGCGGUGCUCUUCAUGCUUCUCUUCUACCAGUUCUUUCACCCCUUCAGACGCCUCUUCAAGUACAACGUCCACGACUGCUUACAUUGUGUCUGCUGUUGGAAAUCGAGGGGUGAGGGCGGGAGUCGACGGGGGAGGCCGCCACCUUCAUACUCCACUGCUGCCACCAUGAUGCUGGUAGCAGAAGAACCACUGGACCCCCAAAACUCUCAAGCCCCAGACCUGACCAGUCAGCUGGGAGAACAGGAGACUGCCAUUCUGGAUGACAUAAUGGAUGCAGCUUGAGAGGGACAUCAUGAAGAAAGAUAGAUGUAGGAAGAGUGAGGCAUGAUGUUGCUGUCGCUGCAGGUUGCACUUCUGAACAAAGCCUUGAACAGUUCAGCAUAAGAACCAGUGAUGUGUUUUGGAGAAAAGACCUUUCCUUUUUUCUCUUAAGUGCACAAGACUGUAUUCAUUCAUAAUCUGAGAGGGACUUACUCUUGAUGUCUUUAAUGAGGAUGAUUGUGCACACUUAGGGCAGCCCCUACACCAAAGAAUGUAGCAUGCUGAAAUAUGCGGCGAUGCACAAAGGCUGCCUUGAGAGAGCAGCAGUGGGUCAGGUACAGGACUGAGCCAGGUGUACAGGACAUGUGCCAAGUGUGUCCGAACUGAGAAGUGACCGGGACAUCAUCCACUGUUUACAUCCUCUCAGGGUUUUCAACCCAUGAAUGACCCCCCCCCCCCUUUUGCACAUGUUUGCAUCUGCACUAAACAGACUUAAAACACAGCAGGAGGUCAAGAAAAAAAGGUAUGAAUAAACCUGCUGUAAAUGCCUCGUGUUGUUCAGUAUUCACUGUCCAGUCUGGUUGCCUUGAUAAACUUUUAGAUUUGAAAAGAAAAUGUAAAAAAAGAAAAAAUGCUGACAAUGUGCCUGAAAAGCCUUAAAUAUUUGAUGUAAUGUAGAGAAAAGUCCAAAAUAACCUUAUGUUUGAUGCAUUAACAAGACUGACACUGAAUGAGCUUUUAUUUCACAUAAAUGCUUUCACUGUGUGCUUAUUUUUUAUGGUUUGUCUGUUCAGUGCCUUGACUACUCGUGUAUUACUUGAAACUUAAAUAAAAAAUAAUAAACAGAUGUCUACCCA